Hansenula ciferrii is the source of this 1119-nucleotide messenger RNA. It is a transcript of the gene REI1, whose product is annotated as Rei1p. The transcript has a single exon. Gene Ontology annotation, cellular component: preribosome, large subunit precursor. Gene Ontology annotation, biological process: ribosomal large subunit biogenesis. NCBI's taxonomy places the organism in Eukaryota, Fungi, Ascomycota, Saccharomycetes, Phaffomycetales, Wickerhamomycetaceae. The record is from RefSeq and is a predicted model, not a curated record. Bases 1 to 1119 code for a protein of 372 amino acids.
AUGAAGUCCGACUGGCAUAGAUAUAAUUUAAAAAGAAGAGUGGCCAAUUUACCUGCUAUUGAUGAAGAUUUGUUUAAUGAAAAAGUUCAAAAAUUAUCAUUAGAAGAAAGUAAUGAAGAGACUCAAGGUAAAACCAAGAAGCUUUCAAAGAAAGAUCAAAGAAGACAAGAGAAAGAAGCUCUUUUGGAAAAGAAGAAGCAACUUCUUGAAAUUGCAAGACAAAAUAUGUUAAAAUCUAUGUCAUCUGAUAAUGAAAUUAAACAAGAUGAAGUGAAACAGGAAGUUCAAAAGACUGAACAAGAAGUUCAGAAAGAGGAUGAAUCAAAUGACCAAGAACUAACUGAAGAACAACAAGCUGAAAGAGUGAUGGAAGAAAAAUUAAAGAAUAAAGUUGAAAUACCUAAAGAAGUAUGUUUGUUUUGUAACAAAAAAUUUCCAUAUUUUGAAGAAGCUUUAAACCAUAUGUUCAAACACCAUGGUUUCUAUAUCCCAGAACAAAAAUAUUUGGUUGAUAAAGAAGGUCUUGUGAAAUACAUGGCUGAAAAAGUUGGAUUGGGUAACUUGUGUUUUGUGUGCAGUUUCCAAGGAAGAUCUUUAGAAGCUGCAAGAGCUCAUAUGUUAUCAAAAAAUCAUUGUAAAAUACCUUAUGAAAGUGAAGAUGAAAAAAUGGAAAUCUCAGAAUUCUACGAUUUCACAUCAACUUAUGAUGAUUACAAACAAGCCAAAGAAGGUGAAGCUAAUGAUGGUGAUGAUGAUGGAGAAUGGGAAGAUGUUGAAGAAGCUUCUGGGGAUGAAGAUGAAGAAGAUGAAGAACUACCACAAGAAGUUUCAUACAAUGAUGGUAUUGAAUUACAUUUACCAUCUGGUGUUAAAGUUGGACAUCGUUCUUUGGCAAGAUAUUACCGUCAAAAUUUGAGACCUGAGGUUGUCUUAUCUGAAGGUCAAGGUACUGUUAUUUCAGCUGAAUCAAGACAUUUAGCUACCGUUCAUGACAGAAAACAAUUAUUGGAAAAGAAAAGAGUAUGGAAGAAUGAAAAACAUCAUCAAGAUAGAGAUGAUAGAAGAGCUGCUAAAUUUAUCAACAAUCAACCUCACUAUAGAGAUCAAUUGUUGCAAUGA